Alnus glutinosa is the source of this 3729-nucleotide messenger RNA. RefSeq names its product protein QUIRKY. The transcript has a single exon. The coding region runs from base 275 to 3373 and encodes 1032 amino acids. Lineage: Eukaryota; Viridiplantae; Streptophyta; Magnoliopsida; Fagales; Betulaceae. The record is from RefSeq and is a predicted model, not a curated record.
AAUGGAAUAAUCCACCACUGCAACUUCCUCCUCGCCGCUACGCCGAUCUGAAAAAUCCUACUAUUCCUUGCCAAAAAGCAAAAAUCAUAACCCAAACAGUAGUCUACCAGUAAAAUUCGUAGCUACCACAAAUUCAAAAAAGCACUCACCUCAAAACCAAUGUAAAACCCUUCCCCUCUCUCUCUCUCUCUAUCACUCUCUCUCUCUCUCUCUCUCUCUCUCUAUCCUCUCCGCUAUCAACGCCAACACCCAUCCCACCGUUUAAGAUGCGACAAUGACCAACACGACGUCGGCUCACCCGCCGCACCCGAACCCGCUUCCGAUCACGAAGCUCAUUGUGGAGGUGGUUGACGCACGUGACCUGCUUCCCAAGGAUGGGCAGGGCAGCUCCAGCGCUUACGUGGUGGCGGACUUCGACGGCCAGAAGAAGCGGACUUCCACCAAGUACCGCGACCUGAACCCCCUCUGGAACGAGUCCCUCGAGUUCGUCGUCUCCGACCCGGACCAUAUCGACUCCGAGGAGCUCGAGAUCGAGGUCUUCAACGACAAGAAGUUCGGCUCCAAUAGUGGCAGCGGCCGUAAAAACCACUUUCUCGGCAGAGUAAAGCUGUACGGGACCCAGUUCGUCAAGCGUGGCCACGAAGGAUUGGUGUACUUCCCUUUGGAGAAGAAGAGCGUGUUCAGCUGGAUUAGGGGAGAGAUUGGCCUGAGGAUUUACUACUACGACGAGUUGGUCGAGAUUAGUGCACCGCCGCCGCAGGAUCCUCCACCGCCGCAGGAUCCUCCACCGCCGCAGGAGAAAAUGAAGCAGGCGCCGGUUGUGAAGGUUGAGGAAUGCAGGGUUUUUGAAAUUCCGGCGCCAGUGGGCGUUGGCCACGAGGCCUCGCACUCACCACCGGUCGUAGGCAUCGAGCAGUCGCCGCAGCCGCAUGUGGUUCAUUUUCGUUCGGAGUUUCUGACGCAGUCGGAUGGACCUGGUCAGGUGACCGAAGCACUUCCGGAAGUGAGAAAGAUGCAGACAGGAAGAUUCGGAGGCGGUGAAGGUGUCAGGUUUGUGAAGAGGCCUAACGGAGAUUACGCUCCUAGAGUGAUCACCAGAAGGUUCACCGAGGGCCGGCCAACGGAGAGGGUCGCUCAUCCUUACGAUUUAGUAGAGCCAAUGCAUUAUUUAUUCGUACGGAUCGUGAAGGCGCGUGGCCUCGCGCCGAACCACAGCCCGUACCUGAAAAUUCGAACGUCUAGUACCAGCGUCAAAUCCAAUCCGUGGACUCACCGGCCCGGAGAACCGACCGACUCGCCCGAGUGGCGCCACGUCUUCGCGCUGUGGCAAAGCCGGCCAGAUGCAGCGGGCGAGACCUUGGAGAUAUCCGUUCGGGACUCGCCGUCGGAGCAGUACCUCGGCGGUGUCAACCUCGAUCUCAGAGAAGUGCCCAGACGCGACCCGCCGGAUAGUCCAUUAGCUCCUCAGUGGUACAACCUCGAAGGAAGCGCCGCCUGUCAGCAUCCGGGCAGGGUCUCCGGCGAAAUCCAACUCUGCGUCUGGAUCGGUACGCAAGCGGACGAAGCAUUUCCAGAGGCAUGGAUCUCCGACGCGCCGUACGUGGCGUACACGCGCUCGAAGGUGUACCAGUCGCCGAAGCUUUGGUACCUCAGAGUCACGGUAAUGGAAGCGCAGGACAUUCACAUUCCUCGAAAUCUACCUCCUUUGACUGCGCCAGAGAUUCGAGUGAAAGCGCAGCUACGGUUCCAGUCCGUACGAACCAAGCGAGGGUCCAUGAACAACAACAAUGUGUCGUUCCACUGGAACGAGGACCUCAUCUUCGUGGCCAGCGAGCCUCUCGAUGACUCCCUGGUCGUAUUGGUCGAGGACCACACGACCAAGGGGGCCGUACUCCUCGGACACGUCAUCCUUCCCGUAAGCUCGAUCGAGCAACGGCUGGAUGAGCGCUACGUGGCUGCCAAAUGGUUUGCACUGGAGUGUAGCGGAGGCGAUGGAUGUGCGCCCUCCUCCUACUGUGGAAGAAUCCAUCUGCGCCUUUGUUUGGAGGGCGGGUAUCACGUGCUCGACGAAGCGGCGCACGUGUGCAGCGACUUUCGGCCCACGGCUAAGCAGCUUUGGAAGCCGGCUAUUGGGAUUCUGGAGCUUGGCAUCCUAGGCGCUCGCGGCUUGCUUCCCAUGAAAACCAAUGCCGCCGGCAAAAGUUCCACGGACGCUUACUGUGUCGCCAAGUAUGGCAAGAAGUGGGUCCGCACUCGUACCUUUCCGGACAGCUUUGAUCCACGUUGGAACGAGCAGUACACGUGGCAGGUCUACGAUCCCUGCACGGUUCUGACCAUAGGGGUCUUCGACAACUUGCGCAUGUUUGCUGAUGUGGCGGAAGACAGGGGAGACAACUGCAUCGGCAAGGUACGUAUACGGGUAUCUACGCUGGAGAGCAACAAGGUGUACACGAAUUCGUAUCCCUUGCUGGUUCUGCAAAGAUCCGGGUUGAAGAAAUUGGGCGAGAUCGAGCUGGCCGUUCGUUUCGCCUGCCCGUCGUUGUUGCCCGACACGUGCGCAGUGUACGGACAGCCAUUGCUCCCCAGAAUGCACUAUUUGCGCCCGCUCGGGGUGGCCCAGCAGGAGGCUUUGCGUGGGGCUGCGACGACGAUGGUGGCGGAGUGGCUUCAGAAGGCCGAGCCACCGCUGGGGCAGGAGGUGGUCCGGUACAUGUUGGACGCGGACUCGCACACAUGGAGCAUGAGGAAGAGCAAGGCGAAUUGGUUUCGGAUCGUGGCGGUUCUCGCAUGGGCGGUGGGGUUGGCAAAAUGGUUGGACGAUAUCAGGAGGUGGAGGAACCCGGUCACAACAGUUCUGGUCCACGUGUUGUACUUGGUACUUGUUUGGUACCCGGAUUUGAUCGUCCCCACCGGGUUUCUCUACGUGUUCUUGAUUGGAGUGUGGUAUUACCGGUUCAGACCGAAGAUACCGGCGGGGAUGGAUACCCGUUUAUCGCAAGCGGAAGCGGUUGACCCGGAUGAGCUGGAGGAGGAAUUUGACACGAUACCAAGCUCAAAACCGUCGGAUAUAGUUCGGGCCCGGUACGAUCGGUUGAGGACGUUGGCUGCACGGGUCCAAACAGUUUUGGGUGAUUUUGCAACCCAAGGUGAAAGGGUUCAAUCGUUGGUGAGCUGGAGGGACCCAAGGGCCACGAAAUUGUUCAUAGGGGUGUGCCUAGGAAUCACAGUAGUACUCUAUGUGGUGCCACCCAAAAUGGUAGCCGUGGCCUUGGGGUUUUACUACCUCCGCCACCCCAUGUUCCGGGACCCCAUGCCACCCGCCAGUCUAAAUUUCUUCAGGAGGCUUCCAAGCUUGUCAGAUCGAUUGAUGUAGAGAUUAGGAGAGAAUUUUAUUUUAUUUUAUUAUUUUAGCAAUUUUUUAGGGUGCAGAAUGUGGGUUUUGGUGAUAGGUUAAGGCAAUCAAACAACUGUCCGUGUUGAAAGGAAAGUGGGAAGUUGUGAGGAUGUGUUUUUUUCUUGUUCUUUUUAAUAUUUGAAUUGAUUGACUAACUAUUGAGAGCUUGAAAUAAGAGAAAGGCGUGGGGGGGGGCAAAAAGACAGUUUAGGAGGAAGAAAAUUGAGUGCUAGGAGUUGAUGGCAAGUGACAGUUUGCUGUAAUGGUGUCGCGGAAAGUAUAACCCAUCGAAUUGCUUUUUGAUACGUGCAAUCCAACGGCGAUCUUUUCUUCAA